CCCUCCCUGUCACAACAGAGCGCGGUGGAGGCCGCCGCACUUCCUGAGGUCGCCGCGCCGCUGUCCGCAGGCAGGUGGACGGUGCUCGGGGCCGUGGUCGCCGGGCUCCGGCCCCUCUAAGGCCGCGCGCAUCCCGGCUCCGGAGGCUGCCCAGCCAGACGCCUGGUGCCUUUUGUCUGGCGCAGAACGGGGCGUUUGCAUCCCGUUUCGGACACCGUCCUCUCCUUCUCGCCUCUCCUUCUCCCUCGGGUUCACUCUCCUCCUCACACGGCCACCUCGCCCUAGAGGACUGCCGGCUGCCUGGACCAGAGCCCGCGGACGUCUCUGCUCGAGCGAUGCCUCCUCUCCAGAAAGUUGCCGCCACCGCCGCUGCUGGCGGGCGGUGAAACCAAGUCUGGCGGGGCCGCCUCUCGGUGCCUGAGUGCAACCGUGCCCGGCGGCUGGACUCUGCUGCUGGGCGUGCCGUCUCCCCCGGGAGAGCCCGAAACGCGCCCCACCAUGGCCGAGGGCGCGGCUGGCAGGGAGGGUCCCGCGCUGCCCGACGCAGCCGGGGGCGAAGAUGAUCCCCGAGCGGGCCUGGACGGCGCCUCCGGGGAUGGCGUGGCGGCGGCCCCUGGGGGUCGGUGGAGGGACCGGCGCAGCGGGGUCGUGUUGCCGGUUGCUGCAGGGGCCCCAGCGGACAGUGAGGCUAGCCUGCUGGAGGCGGCGCGGGCGACCCCUCGACGCAGCAGCAUCAUCAAGGAUCCUUCAAACCAAAAAUGCGGCGGAAGGAAGAAAACCGUGUCUUUCAGCAGCAUGCCUUCAGAGAAGAAGAUCAGCAGCGCCAGCGACUGCAUCAGCUUCAUGCAGGCUGGCUGCGAGCUGAAGAAAGUCCGGCCCAAUUCUCGCAUCUACAACCGCUUUUUCACUCUGGACCCAGACCUGCAAGCUCUUCGCUGGGAACCUUCCAAGAAGGAUCUCGAGAAAGCUAAGCUGGAUAUUUCUGCCAUAAAAGAGAUCAGACUGGGGAAGAACACGGAGACAUUUAGAAACAACGGCCUUGCCGACCAAAUCUGUGAGGACUGUGCCUUUUCUAUUCUUCAUGGGGAGAACUACGAGUCCCUGGACCUAGUUGCUAAUUCAGCGGAUGUAGCAAACAUCUGGGUGUCAGGGUUACGGUACCUGGUUUCUCGAAGUAAGCAACCCCUUGAUUUUAUGGAGGGCAACCAGAACACUCCCAGAAUCAUGUGGUUGAAAACAGUGUUCGAAGCAGCAGAUGUCGAUGGGAAUGGGAUUAUGUUGGAAGACACCUCUGUGGAGUUAAUAAAACAACUCAACCCUACCCUGAAGGAAUCCAAGAUCAGGUUAAAGUUUAAAGAAAUCCAGAAGAGCAAAGAAAAACUAACCACCCGCGUGACAGAAGAGGAAUUUUGUGAAGCUUUUUGUGAACUUUGCACCAGGCCAGAAGUGUAUUUCUUACUUGUACAGAUAUCUAAAAACAAAGAAUACUUGGAUGCCAAUGAUCUGAUGCUCUUUUUAGAAGCUGAGCAAGGAGUCACCCAUAUCACCGAGGACAUGUGCUUAGACAUUAUUCGGAGAUACGAAUUUUCAGAAGAGGGACGUCAGAAAGGGUUUCUUGCCAUUGAUGGCUUUACUCAGUAUUUGUUGUCACCAGAAUGUGAUAUUUUUGAUCCUGAGCAAAAAAAGGUUGCUCAAGACAUGACCCAGCCAUUAUCUCACUACUACAUCAGUGCCUCUCACAAUACCUAUCUCAUAGAAGACCAGUUCAGGGGGCCGGCCGACAUUAAUGGGUAUGUUAGAGCUUUGAAAAUGGGCUGUCGAAGCAUUGAACUCGAUGUCAGUGAUGGUCCAGACAGUGAACCAAUCCUUUGUAAUCGAAAUAACAUGACAACACACCUUUCCUUUCGAAGUGUCAUAGAGGUGAUAAACAAAUUUGCCUUUGUUGCUUCCGAAUACCCACUCAUUCUGUGCUUGGGGAAUCACUGCUCCAUACCACAGCAGAAGGUAAUGGUCCAGCAGAUGAAGAAGGUCUUUGGCACUAAACUCUACACCGAAGCACCUUUGCUGUCAGAAUCCUACCUCCCAUCACCAGAAAAAUUGAAAAGAAUGAUCAUUGUGAAAGGAAAGAAAUUGCCUUCGGAUUCAGAUGCUUUAGAGGGAGAGGUAACAGAUGAAGAUGAGGAAGCCGAAAUGUCUCGAAGGAUGUCUGUAGAUUACAAUGGUGAGCAGAAACAAAUCUGGCUGUGCAGAGAGCUCUCUGAUUUGGUAUCUAUUUGUAAAUCUGUUCAGUACAGGGAUUUUGAACUGUCUAUGAAAAGCCAAAACUACUGGGAAAUUUGUUCAUUUAGUGAAACAGAGGCCAGCCGAAUAGCCAAUGAAUACCCAGAGGAUUUUGUGAAUUAUAAUAAGAAGUUCUUAUCAAGAAUCUAUCCAAGUGCCAUGAGGAUUGAUUCCAGUAACUUGAAUCCACAGGACUUCUGGAACUGUGGCUGUCAGAUUGUGGCAAUGAAUUUUCAGACUCCGGGUCCCAUGAUGGACCUCCACACAGGCUGGUUUCUCCAAAACGGAGGGUGUGGCUACGUUCUGAGGCCAUCCAUCAUGCGGGACGAGGUCUCCUAUUUCAGUGCGAAUACAAAGGGCAUCGUCCCUGGGGUGUCUCCUCUGGCUCUUCACAUCAAGAUCAUCAGUGGCCAGAAUUUCCCGAAGCCCAAGGGAGCUUGUGCCAAAGGGGAUGUCAUAGAUCCUUAUGUGUGUAUAGAGAUACAUGGAAUACCAGCAGACUGUGCAGAGCAAAGAACUAAAACUGUACAACAAAACAGCGAUAAUCCUAUUUUUGAUGAAACUUUCGAGUUUCAAGUUAACCUACCUGAGCUGGCCAUGAUCCGUUUUGUCGUGCUGGAUGAUGACUACAUCGGGGAUGAGUUUAUAGGGCAGUACACAAUUCCGUUUGAGUGUUUGCAGCCUGGAUAUCGACAUGUUCCCCUGCGCUGUUUUGUGGGUGACAUCAUGGAGCACGUAACUCUUUUUGUCCACAUAGCAAUAACCAAUCGAAGUGGAGGGGGAAAGGCACAGAAGCGCAGCCUUUCAGUGCGAAUGGGGAAGAAAGUUCGAGAGUAUACUAUGCUCAAGAAUAUUGGUCUGAAAACCAUAGAUGACAUCUUCAAAAUAGCAGUUCAUCCCUUACGAGAAGCCAUAGAUAUGAGAGAAAAUAUGCAGAAUGCCAUAGUGUCCAUCAAGGAACUGUGUGGACUUCCUCCAAUUGCCAGUCUGAAGCAGUGCCUGUUGACUCUGUCCUCUCGGCUCAUCACCAGUGACAAUACUCCCUCAGUCUUGCUUGUGAUGAAAGACAACUUUCCUUAUCUGGAGCCUCUGGGGGCAAUUCCAGAUGUGCAGAAAAAGAUGCUGGCUGCUUAUGAUCUGAUGAUUCAGGAGAGCCGGUUUCUCAUUGAAAUGGCCGACACGGUCCAGGAAAAGAUUGUGCAGUGCCAGAAAGCAGGGAUGGAGUUCCAUGAGGAACUUCAUAAUCUGGGGACAAAGGAAGGCUUGAAAGGAAGAAAACUCAACAAGGCAAUUGAGAGCUUUGCUUGGAACAUUACGGUGUUGAAGGGCCAAGGAGAUCUGUUGAAGAAUGCAAAGAAUGAAGCCAUAGAAAACAUGAAGCAGAUCCAGCUGGCGUGCUUGUCUUGUGGACUCAGUAAAGCCCCCAGCAGCGGCGCUGAGGCCAAGACCAAGCGCGGCCUGGAAGCCAUAGAGGAGAAGGAAAGCGGUGAGGAGAACGGGAAGCUGUGACCCCGAGCAGGAUCCACGUGGUCACCUGUCCUUUCUGUCACAGACUCUGUUUUUUUCUUCCUGGGUUUCUUUCUUUAAGCUUUUUAGACGUUCACAAAAAGAUGCCAUCUAUGGGAUGUUGGAUAUAAACAGAUAUUUUCACAAUGUCAGUAUUUUAACGUAGUUAAUUUAUCUAAGUUAAAAUGUUUAGUAGCAGUGUUUUAAAUUCUGAGAUGUGUGUGCAUACCCAUGUAUGGAUGUGGGUGGAAGUGUGUGUGUGUGUGUGUGUGUGUGUGUCUCAGAGACAGAGAGAGAGGUUGAGAUUCUGUUAAAAUCUAUUCUGUGUUGCAUUAUUCAUUUAGUAAGUUAUUAAUGUAUCAUUUUAGGAAAAAUUUGUCAAUCUAAAAUUCUAAAGAGCACUUACUAGAACCUGUUGCUGUGUUUAACUUUACUUCUCUACUUUCGUCAUUUAAUUCAGAGAUGUUAACAUAGCAUAUUAUUGAGGAAAGCCAAAUUUAUCAAUGCAUAGGUAUUUUGAUAGAUUACAUGUAGAUUAGCAAAAUUUCUAAUAAUCAUGGUAGAAAUAAAAGUGAAUUAAAGAUAAACAAAUGACCAGAAUUUCUAGAAAGAUCAGAAAAGUCAUGUCUUCUGUUAGUGAGUUCUUUAAAAUAUUUAUUAAAUAAAAUCAAUUUUUAGGAAGUUGUAUGCAGUUGUUUACUAAGCAGGGAUGAUUUCAGUGGAGAGUUGAUUAUUAGUGAAUUUAUAUCCAGUUAUGUGGUACUCUGAAACACAGUAAGAGCUCUUUUGUAAUUAGGAUUUUGAUGUGUCAAUAUUAUUUAGUUACACAAUUUUAAGGUUGGGAUUUGUAGGAAGGUCUCACUCUUCCAAACCGGGAGUCCAGCAUUCAUUUUCUAUAGCAGACAUGGACAACUAGGCGGUCUUGGCUUUGAUAGCACUUAAUUUGGAGUAAUAAAUUUGAACUCAAUGACAUUGUUCAAACAAUACCAUAUCGUCAUGUUAGGCUGACAUGAACUCUGUGGAUCAGAUAACAUCUUCCUGAUGAUUUAAGAACUAAUUGAUUACAAAAUGUCUAUGAUGUGAUUUUAACACAUGGAGAAAAACACAAAAAAGAAGCAAAUGACUAAUUAGGGUACAUUUAUAAUUGCAUCCACAUCAUUUUUGCCCUAAUAUUUUCAUAAAGUACUUGAGUGUAAUAUGUUUGUUACCUCCAACAGAACUAAAUGUUCUAUGGUUAUGAAAAUAUAUUUAUUUAAAACAUUGCUUUUAUUUUUAAAAGCUUCUUAAUUAAUUUGAUUAACAAAUAUGCUAAUUUGGGGAAUGUAGGGAAGAUAAUUGUUGAAAUUUUGCAAAUAUAAACAUCUUCUAUUAGCUACUGUGUUAAGUUAUUUCUGAGUUCUUAACACUAUUAUGUUCACGCUGCACAUUACUGAAAGAGUAAAGAUGUGAAACAAUA
Phyllostomus discolor (pale spear-nosed bat) is the source of this 5242-nucleotide messenger RNA. RefSeq names its product phospholipase C like 1 (inactive) (gene PLCL1). NCBI's taxonomy places the organism in Eukaryota, Metazoa, Chordata, Mammalia, Chiroptera, Phyllostomidae. Gene Ontology annotation, molecular function: phosphatidylinositol-4,5-bisphosphate phospholipase C activity. The coding region runs from base 499 to 3789 and encodes 1096 amino acids. The record is from RefSeq and is a predicted model, not a curated record. The transcript has 6 exons. Gene Ontology annotation, biological process: lipid metabolic process; intracellular signal transduction.